Molecule: messenger RNA, 4627 nt
Organism: Kogia breviceps (pygmy sperm whale)
Lineage: Eukaryota; Metazoa; Chordata; Mammalia; Artiodactyla; Physeteridae
Gene: POLH
Product: DNA polymerase eta
Biological process (GO): error-prone translesion synthesis; response to radiation
Cellular component (GO): site of double-strand break; replication fork; nucleus
Molecular function (GO): damaged DNA binding; DNA-directed DNA polymerase activity
Source: RefSeq, a predicted model, not a curated record
GCCCUCGGCGGCGCGCGCGGCGAAUAAUUGUCGGGAAGGCUGUGCGCAGAUCUUGGUGGCUAAGGCUGGACUCGCCCGGCUGUGCCGGCUGCUGCCAGGGCGAGGGUUGUCUGAGCGCCUAGGUCCUUUUCUCCGUCGUUGCCGGGAAUAAAUCUCUCUCGAAACCGACUGAUCCAUUCCCGGAAAGGGGACGGAUAUUCAAGACCACUUCAUCCUUCCAGUGGACACCGAGCCCAGCAUCGGUGGCGUCCGCUGGUGGCGGUUUUGCCAAGUGUUGUCACAUUGAAAAAUGGCUAAUGGACAAGACCGGGUAGUUACUCUAGUGGACAUGGACUGUUUUUUUGUUCAAGUGGAACAGCGGCAAAAUCCUCAUUUGAGGAAUAAACCUUGUGCAGUUGUACAGUACAAAUCAUGGAAGGGUGGUGGAAUCAUUGCAGUAAGUUAUGAAGCUCGUGCAUUUGGGGUCACUAGAAACAUGUGGGCAGAUGAUGCUAAGAAGUUAUGUCCAGAUCUUCUACUGGCACAAGUUCAUGAGUCCCAUGGAAAAGCUAACCUCACCAAGUACCGGGAAGCCAGUGUGGAAGUGAUGGAGGUAAUGUCUCGUUUUGCUGUGAUUGAACGUGCCAGCAUUGAUGAGGCUUAUGUAGACCUGACCAGUGCUGUACAAGAGAGACUGCAAAAGCUCCAAGGUCAGCCUCUCUCAGCAGACUUGUUGCCAACCACCUACAUUGAAGGGUUGCCCCAAAGCCCUGCAACAGCAGAAGGGACUGUUCAGAAAGAGGAAAUGCGAAAACAAGGCUUAUUGCAAUGGCUUGAUUCUCUUCAGACUGAUAACACCACCUCUCCAGACCUACAGCUCACUGUGGGAGCAGUGAUCGUGGAGGAAAUGAGAGCAGCCAUAGAGAAUCAGACUGGUUUUCAGUGUUCAGCGGGGAUUUCACACAAUAAGGUUCUGGCAAAGCUGGCCUGUGGACUAAACAAGCCCAACCGGCAGACUCUGGUCUCACAUGGGUCAGUCCCACAGCUCUUCAGCCAAGUGCCUAUUAGCAAAAUCCGUAGUCUUGGAGGAAAGCUAGGGGCUUCUGUCAUUGAAAUCCUGGGGGUAGAAUACAUGGGAGAACUGACCCAGUUCACUGAAUCCCAGCUCCAGAGUCAUUUUGGGGAGAAGAAUGGAUCUUGGCUAUAUGCCAUGUGCCGGGGGAUUGAACAUGAUCCAGUUAAACCCAGGCAAAUACCCAAAACCAUUGGCUGCAGCAAGAACUUCCCAGGAAAAACAGCUCUGGCUGCUCGGGAACAGGUACAAUGGUGGCUUUUGCAAUUAGCCCAGGAACUAGAGGAGAGACUAAUCAAGGACCGAAAUGAUAAUGACAGGGUGGCCACUCAGUUGGUUGUGAGCAUUCGCGUACAAGGAGACAAACGUCUCAGCAGCCUGCGCCGCUGCUGUGCCCUUACUCGCUAUGAUGCUCACAAGAUGAGCCACGAUGCAUUUGCUGUCAUCAGGAACUGUAACACUUCCGGAACCCAAACUGAAUGGUCCCCUCCCCUUACAAUGGUUUUCCUCUGUGCUACAAAAUUCUCUGCCUCUGCCCCUUCACCUGGCACAGACAUCACCAUCUUCUUGAGCAGUGACCCAAGUUCUCCGCCAAAGGUGCCAAUUACCAGUUCAGAAGCUAAGACCCAGGGAAAUGGCCCAGCGGUGACAACCACUAAGAAAGCAACCACUUCUCUGGAAUCAUUCUUCCAGAAAGCUGCAGAAAAGCAGAAAGUCAAAGAAGCUUCACUUUCUUCUCUUACUGCCACUACGCAGGCCCCCAUAAGCAAUUCACCCUCCAAGCCCUCAUUACCUUUCCAAACCAGUCGUACUUCAGGAACUGAGCCCUUCUUUAAACAGAAAAGUCUGCUUCUAAAGCAGAAACAGCUUACUGAUGUUUUCUGCCUUCCACAAAAACCACAGUCCAGUCCUAAAGAGUUACCAAAUUGUUCUCCAACAGAGUGUCCAGAUUGUGCCCCUGUCUGUGAAAAGGUGUUGACGCUAGGAUCCUUCAAAGCAACUCCCGCAGAGAUGGAUUUGGCCCAGAGCAGCCUAAGCAGCCUUGCUUCUUUAACUUCCAAGUCUGCUCUGGAGGUGGCUCAGAAGGCAACUACCUCCAGUCUUCUGGCUGCUGAGGACCAAGUGCCCUGUGAGAAGUGUGGCUCUCUGGUACCUGUAUGGGAGAUGCCAGAACAUACAGACUAUCAUUUUGCAUUGGACUUGCAGAAAUCCUUCUUGCAGCCCCACUCCUCAAACCCCCAGGUUGUUCCUGCCAGUUCUCCUCAAGGCAAAAGAAAUCCCAAGAGCCCUUUGGCCUCCAAUAAUAAACGCCCUAGGCCUGAGGGCAUGCAGACAUUGGAAUCAUUUUUUAAGCCAUUAACACACUAGUGCUGCCCUCAGGCUUGCUGCAGGGUUUUAAUAUUUUAUUUGUAACUGGGAGAUGGAAAUAUGUUCACUUCUCCAGGAAAUUUAUAACUUUAUAAAAUUUUUAAUAAGGAAAAUAAUCCAGUUAGAUGCUGAGUUAAGGCUCCCACCUCAGGGAUUCUAAUUCUAUUGUUGACAGGGAUGUAAAAACUCAUCUUCCAGAGAUACAACUGUAUUGAGUUUUUAAUUGUUAGUCUUUAGGGAAGCAGUGUCAUACAGUUUAAAAUGCCUGGGCCUUGGAACUUUAAGAGAUCUGGUUCCAAACCUGGCUUUGCCUCUUGGAAUACGGCCUUGAGCAAGUCACUUUCCCCAUGUGUAAAACUGAGACAAUGCCUUAGAUUAUUGAAGAUUAAGAAAAAUGUACUUAAAGUAUGUAGCUUAACAUUGGCACAUAAAAGGAACUGAGUGAAAAAAAGUUAAAAAAAAUUUUUUUAUGUGAGGCGAAGACCUGAAACCCUAAAGUGGUAACUAAUUUAGGGCAGGACUGUGUACAUAGAAGCUACUCAAUAAAUACUGAAUUUCAUUCAAGUAAACCCUAUCAUAGCCACAAUUUUAGCCAUUGGCCCUUCUACCUCUUGCAAUGAAACUGUUACUGGACCAGCUCAGGAACACUGUUUAGAUUGGCUAAGUCAUGAUAGAACUAGAUCAUCUCUAGGACCUUGUUACUCCAAGUGUGGUUUUGCGGGGCAGCAGCUCCACCGCCAGAGAACUUAUUAGAAAUUGUCUCAGCCUUACCUCCACCCCUACUGAAUUUGUAUAUUAACAAAUUUGAGAAAUACCCAUCUAGAAGAUAAUAACAGCCCACCAGGUUUGUAGAGGGCAAUGUCAUUUCCUUAAACCCUACAUACAAAUGUAAGAAGAGGUAAAUGCUUGGGCCUUCAGGGUCACUGGCAUGUUCAUCUCUUCCCUACUGAAGUGUGAAUCUUUAGCUUAGGGUUUUAAAUGAAUUAUUGUAGCUUUUUGCACUAGUCCAUGUUUAUAGUACUGUAUUCUUAAUCUCCAUUCUUAUGUGUGGAAAGUCAGUUUUGGCUUUUCUGAUAUAGGAAAUGUUGAUUACACAGAGAACCCAAUCAAAGAUGAAUUGAGUGGUGGCGGUGGGGGGGGGAGAUAAGAGGGUAGGGAGAACGGUAUACAUAGUCCCCCUUCCCAUACAUGUACUCAAACCAGUACUUUUAGGCUUAUUUUAGCUUAUUUAUAAAUUGGGGGUCUGUAAUUUGAAGGGGGAACAUUUGAAAACCACUGUGCCUAGCUAAUUAUUUCUUCCUCCAGAAAGACCUUCCACUUUUGUGGCAGUUAAAUAUCUAAUAAAAGAUAGUGCUUACUGUAUACAUGGCUCUUUCCCUACUAGAUUUGUAGAUUUCUUAAAGGCAAGAAUUCUUCACAGUGCCUCGCACACAAUAGGUGCUUGAUAUUCACUGGAUGAAACAUAUAUACUGAAAAUUUUAAGAUUACCAGAACUGUAACAAUAAAAAUGUACAUACUACUUAUACACCUUUUUAUACUCCUCAAUGUUGCAUUAAUGUAGCAAAGUGCCUCAUUAGUUUGUGGAGAUGUCUCAGUAUCAUUUUCCAAAACUUCCUUUCCUAAUCUAGGGAGAAGUUUUUAAAAAAAUCCCCUCUGGGUGCUGUACAGAUCAAGUUGAACAAAUUUUUAACACUUCAGUUGACUGGAAGGAGUCAAACAGAAAAGUAAUGUGGUAGAAACUUUGGUUUCACUGACCUUCUAGAGGCCAAGACAGGUAGUGGGGGGAGGUAGGGGAAGCACUAGUGAAUAACCAAUAAAGACAAUACCAGCAGCAAACCUUGUUUUCUUGGGAAUGCCAGCCCUGCCCCAGCAUACUGGCAGUGAGCCUGUGGAGGGGGCAGCAGACAGACAUGCAAAGGUCAGUGUUGGGAGAAGGCUAUAGUACCUUUUUGCUGACUAUAACCAUCCCUCAUAGCGGUUUAUCAGCAACUGUACAGAAGGAAGUAAAUGGUUCUUAGUUCCCAACACCAAGAGGUUCUUCAACCACAGGCUUCUUAGUAGCAAGUUAAACCAGUGAUAUAUAAAAAGUAGCUGAGCCUGAAUGGUAGGGAGGCUAUCACUUUUAAUACCUUGGAGGCAGAAUACGCGUGGGACCAUGGCCCACAUUUAUCAUUAAAUUUCUUUUGCAAGGAUCAGUACUGAAAAUGU